Messenger RNA from Aplysia californica (California sea hare), 7180 nucleotides. RefSeq names its product adenylate cyclase (gene aplA). Gene Ontology annotation, cellular component: plasma membrane. Gene Ontology annotation, biological process: cAMP biosynthetic process; adenylate cyclase-activating G protein-coupled receptor signaling pathway; intracellular signal transduction. Gene Ontology annotation, molecular function: adenylate cyclase activity. NCBI's taxonomy places the organism in Eukaryota, Metazoa, Mollusca, Gastropoda, Aplysiida, Aplysiidae. The record is from RefSeq and is marked provisional.
UAGAGGCAAACCGUUAGCAGACGCGAGGGGCGUCCCGAAACGCCCGAACUUCCGAAGUUUUCAUUAUUUCUCUUUGUGAUUCUAUUAUUUGAGAGGAUUUUUUUUUUUACGGCUACUAACUUGUGCUCUGUGAUUCAAAUACAAACUGCAGCGUUUGUGACGCACGGAAAGUUCAAGUUUUAAGUGAGAAAAGCAGCUGGAGUGUGGCAGAAGCGGAAACUUUAAUGAGGGUAUCGUAUUUCAAGGUUACCGACUGACGAGGCGUCUGUUGAUGACUGACUGCCCAAGGUUCAGCGACCCUCAACGGUUAUUAACUUGUCAAAACUAGAUCUACUGUUUAUCCAGCACAAUACCUACUGCGUGACGUCGUACCAAGACGCCCUCAUCAGGAACAAUCUCCCGGCGAAGCUCGCGUGGGAGUGCGGUAUCGCAGUUGUGCGAGUCAUGCGGUCCGUAGGUUGCUUCCAUUGGAACAUCUGCUCAAAGAUAUCCCCCCAGGGGUUGAGAAAACUGCUGGGCAUCCCAGCUAAGAGUCACGACAUGUGAAACAACGUUCGUUUUGCAACAUCCGCACGCUGUCCUUUUUUUAGGGGUAAAGGACGAUCUUGAGGAGAAAUGAGCAGUUUAAUGUAGAGACAAGUCUAUCCUUCAUGUUUUGAUUACAGACGUUUGGUAUUAAGUGCGUGAACAGUUUUUCCGUUCUUUUUGUGCAAGGAGAAGUAUUCGUGCACUGAUGGGUGUAUCAAUGUUUUAUAAGGAUAAUAACUACCACCGGAAGAGUUCUGUCUUUUCGGGCUAAAAAUACAAAUGUGACUUUAUCGCGACUGCAUACUCUGAUAUUAAAUAAUUUGUGAUUUAAGAUUAUCACUUUCGGUUUGUGAUUCCUUUUUCUAAGAGAUUGUUCAAACUUUUUUUUUCUUUUCGUUGAGGAGUACCAUCUGUUGGCCUGAUGCGGGUGCAGCCGCCCGCGCCUCUCAUCAUGACUGAGGCGGUGACAGAGAACACGCCCAUGCUGAAGGAGGGCACAGACUCCAAGCACAAGGGCGUCUGCAGGCUCCUUAGCUGGAAUCAGUUCAGCAGCCGAGAAAUGGAGAGCUUGUACCAGCGAUAUGUCUACAAAAUCCAACAGUCAGCGAUGGUAUGUCUAGUCACGCUGCUCACCAUCCUAUGUUUCAGCAUAGCCGUACUCACCUCUGUCUAUGUACAUACGUACACCGCCUACAGCCUGUACCUCUACGGCCAGGGAUUGGUCUUCCUCUUAUUCUUUAUCCUCAUGAAAACAAGCGUGAUGAAAGAGCAUCAUUUCAUGGCAGUGAACUACGUGAUUUUGUUCUUUGUGGCUUCCUUGGGAAUACUGAGUGCACCGUUGCCGUUAGGCACGCCUCCUGGAUACCCGGAGCACAUUCUGAACAUGUCGGAGGGUUCCUGGGUGGUGGCGUUCCUCGUGUUCAACGUGUACGCCCUGAUGCCGCUGAGGACGUUGUCUAAGUGCCUCUUUGGUGGAUUCAUCCCUUUAGUGCAUCUGGUGGUAUCCUCACAGACCUGUAGACACUUUCCGGAUUUACACUGGCGACAGUUGGUGGCCAACACGAUCCUGUUUCUGUGCGCCAAUGUUGCCGGCCUGUUCACUCACAACUCCACCGACCGCACCCAGCGACGGACCUUCAAGGACACUCGAGACUGUAUCGCGGCCAGGUUGGACAUACAGGAUCAGAACGAGAAGCUGCAAAACAACUGCAUGCGUAUCAAGAUCCUGGGCGACUGCUACUACUGCGUGAGUGGACUGCCUGAGGCACGCGCCAACCACGCCGCAUGCUGUGUGGAGAUGGGGCUGGAUAUGAUUGAUGCUAUUGCGAGCGUGUGCGACCAGACAGGCGUGAAGCUAAACAUGCGUGUUGGGCUACACACUGGCCGGGUGUUGUGUGGUGUCCUGGGACUCAAGAAGUGGCAGUACGAUGUCUUCAGUAACGACGUGAAACUGGCCAACCACAUGGAAGCUGGGGGCAUUGCGGGACGUGUCCACAUAACUAAAUCAACACUUGAUCAACUUCAUGGCCAGUAUGAGGUGGAGCCGGGUCGAGGAGAGGAACGAGAUGCCUACAUAAAAAAACUUGGGGUUCAGACAUUCUUCAUCAAGACGAAACACCCCAGGAAGCAUGCGGUACUGCUACAGAGAGAGUGGACUGGUAUGCGGCCGCACAAACUGUCUUUCAAGGGCGUGACCAACUGCGUCAUCCGCCUGAUGCAGUCCGUCAAGUUCAACGCGGAGAUCCCCUUCUCUGACGUGCUCUCCACCAGCCAGUCCAGAGACUCAAUGGCGCCUCAGCCUACCAAGAUUGCCAAGACUAUGGGCACCGCAGACGACUCGGACAGGCGAGACAGUUUCAAUUUCUCCCCGCAGGACUUGACGUCCCACACCCUGCACCAGGACUUCUCCCCUCGCCAGACACUGGAGUCCCCUGUUGAUCGAGUGAACAAGUACCUGGCUCAAGCCCUCACAGCCAGGAGCAUAGAGAGGGAGAAGUCAAACAAUGUCAACUUCAUAACGCUGCAAUUCAAAAACAAAGAUAAGGAGAAAGGAUACCAAGACACUGAAGACUUCACGUUCAGCAGCAGCCUCCUGUGUACUCUGGUCAUGCUGGUGCUGAUCGCCGGCCUGCAGGUGAUCAUCCUGCCCAGGACGCUCCUACUCCUCAUGAUGUUCAUCCUGGGCUUUGCUUGGCCCUCCAUUGUACUCAUCUUUAUACUCAGUAUCAAGCUGAAGUGCACAAAUUUUGACAUUCGUAAGUCAUCGAAACUACGAGUGUUCAUUGCCACUACAACUGUGCUGAUACCUUAUCUCAUGGUGCAGAUCAAUGUUCUCUGCUGCAGUGGAGGUCAUGGCAUUACAUUUCUGGAAACCUUGAGCCUGAUGAACAAAGAUGAGCACUUGACCUGCAGUGACCCCAGUUACAUCAUUGUCAGCGGAAUCCUCUGUUUUUUCCUGCUUUCACUCUUCAUCAAGAUCAACCCACUUCUCAAGAUUGUGUUCAUGGUCAUCAUAGCUGCUGGACAUAUUGUUGUCAUGGAACUGACACACAAAACUUUAUUUUACAAUUUCGAUGAUAUCUUGCGUGCUCUGGUUCCCACCCAUGUGCUCGGCAUCCUGGCUUUCAUUAUUUUCCUCCUUGGGUUUACGCUACAGAACAGGGAGCAGGAGUGGACGCUGAGACUGGACUUUUUAUGGAAGUCUCAGGCAGCGGAGGAAAAGGCAGGAAUGCAGGAAUUACAGAGGCAGAACUCUAGAAUCCUGUGCAAUCUCCUACCAGAGCAUGUGGCCAACCAUUUUCUACAUUUGCAGACCAAUAGUCAUAUGGAGCUGUACAGCCAGCAGUACAAUAAGGUGGCCGUGUUCUUUGCUUCCAUUCCCAACUUCUCUGACUUCUAUGUAGAGCUUGCAGCAAACAAUCAAGGCGUAGAAUGCUUGAGAGUUUUGAAUGAGAUUAUUGCAGAUUUUGAUGAGCUCCUAGACAUCCCAUACUUCUAUGGUGUGGAGAAAAUCAAGACAAUCGGGAGCUGCUACAUGGCAGCAACAGGGCUCAAACCUACACAUCUAGUCAAGGGAAGAGAAGACUCAAUCACCUUCUACUUGACCAUGCUGGUUGACUUUGUCAUGUCCAUGAAAGAGAAGCUAAAAAAUAUCAAUGAGAAUUCCUACAACAACUUUGAGCUUCGUGUUGGCAUCAAUGUGGGUCCUGUGGUGGCUGGUGUGAUCGGGGCAAGGAAGCCUCAGUACGACAUCUGGGGCAACACUGUGAAUGUGGCAAGCCGUAUGGAGAGCACUGGAGUCUCCAGCAAGAUACAGGUGACAGAGGAAGUGUAUGCAGUCUUGAAAAGUGUGUUCACUUUUGAAUGCAGAGGAAAGGUGCCUGUGAAAGGAAAAGGUGACAUGAUAACCUACUUUUUGAGGGAACGUCGGAGACCACGAGACCCAAGCUGCAUCUUUCCGCCACCAACCCCACCUGAAAGCCCAAUGGUGAAUGGAUCAUCUUCAACACGCAGGUCUGCUGAGAGUUUACCCUUGACUGCACCCAGCGCUGCAGCUGUCACACCCGACCCAUCAAGUAAGAGAGCCUCAGAGUGUUCAUCUAUCACAGACCAUCAACCUCACAGCUCCAGCAUGGAUCGACGUCAUCAGGCUUCCACCUUGGAGCGCCAGCAGAAAGGAGCCAAUACCCCAACCCCCACAGGCAGCCUAAACAAGCGACGGCAAAAUUCUCUGGACAGUCCCAGCAUGCAUAGAAAUCCUUUAAGAAAGCUGAGUGGGUCAUCUACAGGUCAUGGUGCAAAUGGAGAGGGUCACCGUAGCAACAGCCCUGAGCUGCCAGCUGUGCAUUUCUUCAAUGCCAAAAUGCAACAGCCCCGGCCAGCAUCUAUCCAGGUGCAAAACGCAAUGUUUGACAGUUUGAAGUCACACCCUGUGGGUACAAGUCCAGUAAGUCCAACAAGCCCAAAGUCCACCGUGUCGGAGGGUGCCCGAGCUGUGAAGACGAUGGCUAGCCCCACGACAACCCGCAGCCAUAUGGCCUCUGUGCAGCCACUGAGGAAAACGCACUCUGAGCCAAUCUGCAAACCCCCACCUACCCCUGGGUCAUACAGCUCACAUUUCUCCAGGCAAAGCCAGUCUCCUGUUUAUCGCUGUAUAUCACCACCUCUGAAAUCACAACUGAAAAAAGUGUCAGAAGAUGAAGUAUUGGAAGAUCCUGUAUUCUUCAACUCAGUAGAUUCAACAAGUCCUGGGAAUGAAUACCAGCAUGCGAAAACCAUACCACAGGGUGACAGGCGAUAUAAUGCAAUGGAAGAAAAUAUUUAUGAUUCGUUAUCAGACUGCAUCAGCCGACCUCCACCCCCUCCUCCUGCUCCCCCAUCCUGUGGGAACUCACCAACAAACAGUGAAGAUAAGUUUGUGACAGGGACUUACAGAGAGCCAAUAGACAGGUGCCACUCAGCAACACCAUCCCAAAGAAGUAACGCAUCCUCUGACAAGACAGUCAUUAUUAGAGAUGAUGUAUCAGAGAGGUCACAGCAACGGGAUCAAUCGAAGCAGAAUUCAAAGGUGCUGGUUGACAUUCGGAGGUCAUCGUCAUCAGGCUCCAAAGAGAGCAAUAGCACAUCCUCAGCAUCCACUGUGACCCCAACCAUGGGUUUAGUAGCCAGCAUUGAUGGUAAGAACAUGUCCUUACUUCCCGUGGCAGGGGAUGGGGCAAGAAGAUUACCAUCGGCAGAGAAAGGAAAUGUUGACCGUCGAGCUGUGGUAAGCUCUAUAGAUUCAGACUUAAAGCCAGCUAACUUUAUGAGGAAUGGCCUGAACAAUUUUUCUGGAGACAAUGGCCAUCAACAUCACAACCACAGAGAAUUUAGAAAAUCGUACCCUUCUGUGCCUCUUCACAAGCCUCCAUAUCUUUCUCCUCCCAGACAGAGAAAGGAAGCUUUUAACAUGAACUUUGUGUCUGAUGAUGAAAAAGAUUCAGUCUCAUCACGGCCAUACAGUGACCAUUCUUCCAUUGUGUUCCUCAAUCCCAUUGAACUGAAACCUUCAAAGAAUGCAUUGAUUCGUCAGCUCCCAUUCCAAGAAGGAAAGCAAAAUGUGCUGAGCUAUGUGUUCACCUCUCCUUACAGCACGCUGGACAGAUUUAAAUCUCGCUCGAGCGAUACAAUCAACAGUAUACCACGCUGUCCACCAACUCCCAAAUUCCCAAUACCUGAAGCUUCACCCUCUCUGACACAGCUGCUUCAGGAGCUGACAGAUGAGACAGAUCCAACUUUAGAUUAUUUCGAGCGUUUGCGAGGUCAGCUAGGCCCAUCUGAUGGAGUUGAUGAUAUCCCACCACGCUCUCCAGAGAGCAAAGCUCGUGCUCGACGUUCACGCAUCACAGAUGGCAAUGACAACAAAGUAAUGGCACCAUCCCCUCGAUCCAACACAAAGCCAUCUUCUCAACGGUUGUCAAUCAACCCGUUUCAAAUCAAACGACGUCAGGCUCAUGGCAUCCCACCCCGCCACUGUCGCAGUCUGGACUACAUUCCGAGUGAUCGCGAUGACAACAUGACAUCAUCACCCGUAUCUUCCGCUUGUGGCAGCCCAGGUACUCGACACGCUUACCUGAUGCCCCUCAUUUUUGGAGCCCAGAGUGCGGCAUCUCGAGCGGAGCACACCAGCUUGUCCUCACUAGCCAGCAGCAGCGAAAUGUCCCGCUCUGACCCUCAUGUCAACGCCGACUCCGGCUCUGCUGCGUAUGAGUCAGAAUACGACAACUACAGACCUGGCAUGACCAGUGACGAGGACUUUUUUGUCCCAGACCCCAUCAGCGAUGUGGACAUGGAAAUGUUUGAUGACGUCAAUGUAGACAAUGUGACAGUUAGUGACAGUUUCAGUCUGGAUAUGCCGGUUCCCAGAUUUCAGAAAAAGAUCACAGAGGUAUAACUUCUGGCAACUCUUGUACAAACUUGUUUCAUUAUGCAAUCAACAUAUAAGUUAUGGUCAUGCCAGGAGUGAAUGUUGCAGGAUUAUCCCAAGGGUACUAGAGCAGUCAAAGCUAAUUUUGACUGCACAUGAUUCUGGGAAAUAUAAAUAGCACUUCUCACAAUCACAAGCAUAUUUUAUAUAUAUGUUAUAUACUUAGAAAUAUAUAUAUAUAUAUGUUAUAUCAAUUUUAUGUAUAGCAAUAUCCUUGGGGAAAAGUUUGCAAAUGACAUAAGUUAAAACCAAGCUGUUUUGGAUUAUUUUCUUGUAAAGACAGAUUUUUCUUUGUUUUAUUAGGCGCCUUGGGAGGCACUUUCAAGUUUCUCAUGAUGUGCAUGCUGAGAGGGCUUGUGAACUCCUGCAUAUUUGUCUAGCAUAUGAAUAUCUGAGUCAAAAGACUUUGUCAUGCUGAAUGUUUUCACAUUUCAUUCAAAUUUGAUUACGCAUUUGAAGUAAUAUAUUCUUCAACUCUAUGAUGUGCAGUGGCUACUUUUAGCAUUUUCUGUCAAGGAUUUCAACAUAGUGUAACUUUUCGUCACAAACCAUGUACCUACACCCUUCUUUCAAGGUAGUUACGAGGUUUGAGAUUAAAGACCAACAAUCUGAAUAGCUUUUCUGGCAUGACUGUUCACAAACUUUUCUCUUAAAUUUAAAUUUGUUCUUAGAUGCAAUAUUGUACAU